Molecule: messenger RNA, 1182 nt
Organism: Laccaria bicolor S238N-H82
Lineage: Eukaryota; Fungi; Basidiomycota; Agaricomycetes; Agaricales; Hydnangiaceae
Exons: 5
Coding region: 1-1182 (393 amino acids)
Molecular function (GO): oxidoreductase activity
Source: RefSeq, a predicted model, not a curated record
AUGACUAUAUCGGCCGCCACCCAACCAGAUAUUGCAUAUCACCCUGAUGAAACGAAAUUUCGCGCACGCACAGCGAGAAGGUUGGCCGAGGAUCCAAGCUUACCAUCCACUGCCCUCCCGCCUGGAUAUCCUCAGCAAGUGGAAAGCCCUAUCGUAUGGGAAGGAAAAGAUUGGAAAAAUGAGGACCAAUGGGUGUAUAACCUCACUCCAUCGGAGUUGAAAGAAAUCGACGACGCUCUGGUACAUUUCAAAGGCCUGAACGUUGAGAUGGGGCAUGUCGGCAGGGAUACUUUCCCGCUUCCCACCUUGAGUAAAGAACUACGAGGUCUUGCGCAGGAACUGUACUCUGGGCGUGGUUUCUUCGUUCUACGAACCAUCCCAAUCGAUCAAUACUCACCCGCGGACCUGGCUAUAAUCUACGCUGGGAUAUCCUCCCAUGUCGGAUCUGCGCGAGGAAAGCAAGAUGGAACUGGGGCCGUGCUCGCUCAUAUCAAGGACCUUACAGUCAGCCAUGCUCAUGAGAAGGGAGGCAUCGGAAACUCGGCGUAUACCACGGAUAAGCAAGUCUUCCACACCGAUGUCGGGGACUUGAUCGCCUUGAUGGCGCUGGCGACGGCAGAAGAGGGCGGUACUUCUAGAAUCAGCAGUGGGGCGCGCGUGUACAAUGAGUUGGCGGCGACGCGCCCGGACUUGAUUCAUACCCUAAGCGAGCUGUGGCCCCUUGAUAGGUUCGUUUUUGGAGGUGAUCCGGGAUAUACAACUCGACCAGUUCUGUACUACGAGGACGGCCACGUAAUAAUUCAAUAUUCACGAAGACAUUUUACGGGAUACGGGCAGCAGAAACGGAGUCAGAAUAUUCCUCCGAUUACUGAGGCUCAAGCGGAAGCCUUGGACGCAGUGCAUUUCCUAGCGGAGAAAUAUUCUCUUGGGCUGAAUUUCCAGAAAGGUGAUAUUCAGUACAUCAAUAGCAUGGGAUUGUUGCAUGCGAGAGAUUCGUUCAAGGAUAGUGCGGAAAAGACGAGGCACCUCAUCCGUCUAUGGUUGCGUAACGAUGAAUUCGCCUGGAGGACUCCCAAGCCUUUGGAACCGAUCUGGACAAGGCUGUACUCGCUUAGCCCAGAGAGCCAGCGGUUUCCCUUGGAACCAGAAAUUAGGAGGAAGGAAAGCGGCUUGACCAAGUAA